GUGAGGGUUGUUCAGGAGCUGCAGCUGAAGCUGCGUCAGAAAGCAUCAACUGUUCAGCUCGAUCGGCUGCUCCUCUCAGCUCGACAUGAUGAGACGUUUGUCCUGUAUGACGCUGCUGCUGCUCCUGGUCUUCACACUCACAGCUGAGGCCAACAGAAGAUCCAAACAUCACAAAGGUGGAAAACACGAGAAGUCUCGACCCGCCUCGGAGUGUUCUGCUGCAGAGACCCGGUACGGGAAAUGUGUCCCAGAACACGGUGACUGUGGAGACGGUCUGAGGGAGGCCACAUGUCAGGACCAGACUGAGAAGAUCCACUGCAGGAUCCCCUGCAACUGGAAGAAGGAGAUCAGUGACUGCAAGUACAAGUUCGGCCCGUGGAGUUCCUGCGACAGCACCACCAACACAAAGACCCGGUCCGGAACCUUGAAACGAGCUCUGUUCAACGCUGAGUGUCAGACCACCGUCAGGGUGUCCAAACCAUGUUCUCACAAGGCCAAGAAGGUCAAAGGAGAGAAGAAGUCCAACUGAAGAACAAAACACGAAGCAGCUGAACAAUCGUCUUCAUGCAGACACUUCAAACUGACUCCUCCUCCUCCUCCUGGCUCCUCCUCCUGACUCCUCCCACAUUCUGGUCUCUUUUUCUAGAUGAUUUAACUCCACCAGUAGCCCGUAGUUUAACAGUUCUGACAGUUCUGUGGCAUUUUUCCUCCUGACCACUUUUUUUUAAUGAAAAACUUUUUGACAACAGAUUAUUGAUGAAACUUGUACAAAAUAAAAUAAAUGUUGAACGUU
This is a messenger RNA of Nematolebias whitei (Rio pearlfish), 793 nucleotides long. It is a transcript of the gene mdkb, whose product is annotated as midkine b. The coding region runs from base 86 to 529 and encodes 147 amino acids. The record is from RefSeq and is a predicted model, not a curated record. Gene Ontology annotation, molecular function: growth factor activity. NCBI's taxonomy places the organism in Eukaryota, Metazoa, Chordata, Actinopteri, Cyprinodontiformes, Rivulidae. The transcript is spliced from 5 exons.